AUGCACACCACAGCCCACAUGGAUAAACUUGAUCGGAUGGAGGAGUCGCCGGCGCAGAAGCGUGGCGCCAGCAUGAUCUUCCGCAUCGAGCAACUGCUGCCAGGUGGCACAACAACAACAGCAGCAACAACUACAACAGCGCCCACAACAAUAGCGCCAACCACAAGUCAAACACAAGCCAAGCGCAGCCGCGUCAAUCUACGCGCGGGUGUCUAUGCCGCACAAUAUACGCCAAAGGACACGUGCUCGCAGCACGUGCCAACAGCCACUUUGCUUAGCUGCUUGAGUGCGCCCACGCCCACUGAGGCGCACGCCCAUUGCACUCUGGCCAAUGGCGAGCUGACAAUGAGCUCAACGCUGCUGCGCCAGAUUAAGCUCUCCGAGGAUAUUUAUAGCUUCAAUGCGCUGUUCGAGCUGCACGCCGGACAGUUGCGCGUGCGCCUAGUGCGCGAUGUGGCGCGCGAUGAUGAGAUUGUGGCCUGGUUUGGCGAGGAGCUGGUGCUGCUCAUGGGCAUACCCUUUCUAACGCCGCUCAAUAUACAAGGCAACAAUCGCUACACGUGCCAUCUGUGCCACUUGACCUUUGAGACGCCGCAUCCGCUGAAGAUACAUUUGGCCCUGGGUUGUGGUCGCAGCGCCAUGGACUUGCUGUGGAUGCGUCUGCACUAUGCCUUGAAGGCAGCGACGCGCUCGGAAGCCGCACAGCUCUCACCCACAAUGGCCGCCACUUCCUCAACUUCAUCCGCCUCGCCCACGCAUUCGCCGCCGCCCGCUGUUGCUCCCACACGCUUCUCCGCCUUUCGCCCCAUAGCUAUGCAGUCGCCCUUAAACUUGCCCAGCGUGCAUCCAGCUCCCGCCACUAGCCACCUGCCUUACCUGCCCUCCAUGUCCAUGGCAGCGCCGUCGACGCAUCCCAUGAACGCGGCCGCCCAGAUUGAGGCUAUUGUCAGCAACAUGGGUGCCUCCAAGCAGGGCCAUUUAUGCAUCUACUGCGGUAAGGUCUACUCCCGCAAGUACGGCCUCAAGAUUCACAUACGCACCCAUACGGGCUUUAAGCCGCUCAAGUGCAAGUUCUGUCUGCGUCCCUUCGGCGAUCCCAGCAAUCUCAACAAGCAUGUGCGUCUGCAUCUCCAGGCCCAGACCGGCGGCAGCGAUAUGCACAUUGAUGUGGACGGCGAGAGUGAGACAACAUAUCAGUGUCGCUUGUGCCACAAAACGCUGGCGCGACGCCGUGACCUGCAGCGGCAUAUGGAGACGCGACACGGUGGACACACUUACUUGUAA
Messenger RNA from Drosophila busckii, 1284 nucleotides. It is a transcript of the gene Prdm13, whose product is annotated as zinc finger protein ZFMSA12A. Gene Ontology annotation, cellular component: nucleus. Lineage: Eukaryota; Metazoa; Arthropoda; Insecta; Diptera; Drosophilidae. The record is from RefSeq and is a predicted model, not a curated record. The transcript is spliced from 2 exons. Bases 1 to 1284 code for a protein of 427 amino acids.